Molecule: messenger RNA, 2344 nt
Organism: Propithecus coquereli (Coquerel's sifaka)
Lineage: Eukaryota; Metazoa; Chordata; Mammalia; Primates; Indriidae
Product: signal-regulatory protein beta-1 isoform 3-like
Exons: 6
Coding region: 1-1251 (416 amino acids)
Biological process (GO): positive regulation of T cell activation; positive regulation of phagocytosis
Cellular component (GO): plasma membrane
Source: RefSeq, a predicted model, not a curated record
AUGGCUGCUCUGUGUUUCCCUCCAGGGGUGGCAGGAGAGGAGGAGCUGCAGGUGCUUCAACCUGACAAGUCAGUGUCGGUGGCGGCCGGAGAGUCGGCCAUUCUGCGCUGCUCCGUGACCGCCCUGGUCCCCGUGGGGCCCAUCGAGUGGUUCAGGGCGACUGGGCGAAGCCGAGAAUUAUUCCACAGUCAAAGAGCCCCCUCCCCACGGGUAACGCCUCUUGAAGAUAUCACAAAGAGAAACAACAUGGACUUCUCCAUCCGCAUCAGUAACAUCACCCCAGAGGACGCCGGCACCUACUACUGUGUGAAGUUCCGGAGAGGAACUCCUAGCAACGGUACCCAGGCCUGGCACCCGGGCCGGGGCUCCUCCCUAGAGGUGCUGACUAAAAAAUACUGUCUUGUGACGAUCCGUGACAGUGUCACAUACUUAUCAUUCCUGAUGGUCGUUGCAAUCACGUCUCCUGUUUAUAAAUGCUCCUUUGUAGCCAAACCCUCUCUCCCUGUGGUAACGGGCCCCGCGGCAAGGGUCACAGCUAACCAGACGGUGAACUUCACCUGUGAGUCCCAUGGCUUCUCCCCACGAGACAUCACCCUGAAGUGGUUCAAAAAUGGCAAUGAGCUCUCAGACUUCCAGACCAGCGUGGACCCUGCAGGCAAAAGCGUCUCCUACAGCCUGCGCAGCACAGCCAAGGUGGCGCUGAACCCUGGAGACGUCCACUCUCAGGUCAUCUGCGAGGUGGCCCACGACACCUUGCAGGGGGCCCCUCUCCGUGGGACUGCCAGCUUGUCUGAGACCAUCCGAGUUCCGCCCACCUUGGAGGUUACUCAACAGCCCACGAUGGCAGGGAGCCUGGUGAACGUCACCUGCCGGGUGACAAGGUUCUACCCCCGGAGCCUACAGCUGGCCUGGUUGGAGAACGGAGAUGUGUCCCGAAUAGAAAUGGCCUCGAUCCCCAUAGAGAGCAAGGAUGGGACCUACAGCUGGACCAGCUGGCUCCUGGUGAACUCAUCUGCCCACAGGGAGGACGUGAAGCUCACCUGCCAGGUGGAGCAUGACGGGCAGCCGCCGGUCAGCAGAAGCCACGUCCUGGUGGUCUCCACCCACCAGAAGGAGCAGGGCGCAGGUGCCACCCCUGGCUCGGCACCAUCUUCUCCUGUGCCCCUCCUCGUAGCUUUCCUUCUGGGCUCCAAAGUGCUGCUGGUGGUUGGUGUCACUGCCGUCUAUGUCCACAGGAAGCAGAGGGCCUGACCGGCUCAGCCGGAGAGAAGGAGCCGGAGAGAACCUUCCACAGACUUGGCUCCAAAUGCCUCCCCUCCCAGGACCUCCACCUGCCCUCAGCCUCCUGUAUCGGCAUUGUCAGUCCCCGAUGUCCCCAGGGCCAGGUCUUCUUUCGUGGUCCUGAACGGGGCGAUGGAUCAGGCGGAGGGGCUGACUCGUAACACGCUCCUAGAACGUGAGAAACAAGCCAAACCUAAGUGCCUCCGGACCUCUCUCACCCACGGCCUCAGGAUCGGCCGUGAACCUCAGACUCCCGUCCGGGCUGUCUGGAUCCCAGCCUGCCCCAGCUCCCCAGCCGUGCUGAACUUCUCCAGUGUCUCCCGAAUACAAAUGAACCCCCAUCCCGGUUCAAGAAGAAAAAAUUAUUUUCCUUCCUCUUUGUCUAAAUGUCCUACUUCUCGGACCCAGAAAGAAAAUAACUUUUCCCUCCUCUCUCUGUGAUGGCAACACCAGCUCAUCCAUCUCCCUGCAUCCUUCCGGCCCUGUUGUUGCUCAUGGCGGAAAUGCUACGACAAUCUGAAAAACCUUGGAGUCCUUUUUGAUGUCUCUGUUCUUAACACCCCAUAUUCAGUUCUGCUUUCGAAAUGCACGUGUCCCCUGGUGAAAUGGUAAAUGUUUAACAAUUGACUUUGAAAGGGGAGGAAAAAAGCCUAACUUGUGUUGCUUCUCAAUUUCUGCGGUGUAAAUACUCCCAGUGUGGUCAAUUUCAAGUUACCAACCGUUUAACAACCGGACUGCAAAACUGACAUUUUACAACAGGCCAAGCCUGCUCCAGCACACCUCUGUUAUAUCCGUAACCUGCACACUUCUGACCCCCAGGCCCCCUCCCUGUCCCAGCCAAAGUCACCUCUUUCUGGACUAUUGCUGUAGCCUCUAACUGGCUUCCCUAUUUCAACCGCAGCAAUUCUUUGAAAAAGUAAGUCAAAUUUUCACUCCUUUGCUAUUCUCCAACAUAGCUGCAUGGCUCACUCCCUCCCUCCUUUCAAGCCUCCGCUCAAUGUCACUUUAUUAAAGGCUUUUUUUGCACACCACCUUAUAUGAAAUAUUAAUUCCCUUCUUUCUC